GAGCCGGCGGCGGCAGGGAAGCGUCUCGCUCGGCUUGGCAGGACUUCAUAUGAUGAAUCUUUUAUUAUGGCCAACGACACCCUGGAAGGUUUUCACGAAGUGAAUCUAGCCUCGCCCACCACUCCAGAUCUUCUAGGAGUGUAUGAAUCCAGUGCUUCUGAACAAACUACCUCACCCACGGUCAUCUACCGGCUUCAUGCCUCAGCUGUGUGCUCCACGCCAAUUCCGAGUGCCCUGAGCAUCUCUGAUCUUCCUACACAACCCGUCUAUUCAUCUCCUAGGCACCUCAAUUGUGCAGAAGCAUCAGGUAUCAGCAUCAAUGUUACAGAAACCAUUCCUUGUUCUACCUCGGGACUCCAAGGUGCAUCGUCCAAAUAUGAUAAUUCCAGAAAGGCAAGCAGCAAUGCCGAGAGAGAAUUUUUGCAGGGAGCAACCAUAACAGACUCCUCUGAAGGAAGUGAUGAUGUUUCGGGACUGAGCACAGAUAGUCUGUCUCGCCUACAGAGCCCAUCGGUUUUGGAAGUCAGAGAAAAGGGCUAUGAAAGAUUAAAAGAGGAACUUGCUAAAGCUCAGAGGGAGCUGAAACUGAAAGAUGAAGAAUGUGAGAGGCUUUCUAAAGUGUGCGACCAACUCGGACAGGAAUUGGAAGAACUUACUGCCAACCUCUUUGAGGAAGCACACAAAAUGGUGAGGGAAGCGAACAUAAAGCAGGCGACAGCUGAAAAACAACUGAAAGAAGCACAAGGAAAAAUUGAUGUUCUUCAGGCCGAAGUAGCAGCCCUGAAAACGUUAGUGCUGUCCACUUCGCUGACAUCGCCCACAAAAGAGCUACAAUCUAGCGGAAAGACACCCUUCAAAAAAGGCCAUGUGAGGAACAAAAGUACGAGCUGUGCGAUGGGGGUCAGCAACCAGGAUGUCGCCAUGAUGCAGCCAAUUGUGAAAGACUGCAAAGAGGCCGAGUUAGCUCUGUAUAACGAAUUCAGAUCCUGGAAGGAUGAUCCCACUAUGGACAGGGCAUGCCCAUUCCUGGAUAAAAUCUAUCAGGAAGAUAUCUUUCCAUGCUUGACCUUCUCAAAAAGUGAGCAGUGGGAAUUUAAACUGUGA
Messenger RNA from Lacerta agilis (Sand lizard), 1104 nucleotides. Its product is annotated as rab-3A-interacting protein-like. Gene Ontology annotation, cellular component: Golgi to plasma membrane transport vesicle. The coding region runs from base 67 to 1104 and encodes 345 amino acids. Gene Ontology annotation, molecular function: guanyl-nucleotide exchange factor activity. NCBI's taxonomy places the organism in Eukaryota, Metazoa, Chordata, Lepidosauria, Squamata, Lacertidae. The record is from RefSeq and is a predicted model, not a curated record. Gene Ontology annotation, biological process: exocytosis. The transcript has a single exon.